Messenger RNA from Adelges cooleyi (spruce gall adelgid), 906 nucleotides. Its product is annotated as cytochrome P450 4C1-like. The record is from RefSeq and is a predicted model, not a curated record. Bases 1 to 906 code for a protein of 301 amino acids. The transcript has 6 exons. Gene Ontology annotation, molecular function: iron ion binding; monooxygenase activity; oxidoreductase activity, acting on paired donors, with incorporation or reduction of molecular oxygen. Lineage: Eukaryota; Metazoa; Arthropoda; Insecta; Hemiptera; Adelgidae.
AUGAUAACUUCUUUCUACGAUGAAUCCAAAAUUCUUGCACACAUAUUGAGUGAAAAGAGUAAAGGAAAACCAUUUGAACUUGAAAUAGGCCGCCUUUUCAACCUAGCGUCGAUGGACACUAUUGGGAGAACAGCGCUGGGAGAAGAAUUUAACUCACAAAACCAAGAAAACCAUGAUUUCCAAAAAAGUUAUGAACGUAUAGCAAAAAAAAAACAAGUCGAACUCAAUGAAAAAGCGAAAACUACAACUACAACUCAAAAACCUAUAUCCCUAAUUGAAAUUCUAUUAGCAAGCGAACAACAAAUAUCACCUAAAGAAAUACGGGACGAACUUAUAACCAUUAUUAGUGCGGGACAUGAAACAACUGCAAAAUCAAAUUCAUUAAUUAUAUUUAUGCUGGCUCAUCAUCAAGAUGUUCAAAAAAAUGUAUAUCAAGAAAUAAAUUCAAUAUUUUCGGCUGGCGAUUUCAACCGAUCACCUACACACGAUGAUUUACAGAAAAUGGAAUACUUAGAACGUGUAAUUAAGGAAACCAUGCGACUUUAUCCAACUGUACCCCUAAUUACCAGAAAAGUAGAAAACGAAAUGAUGAUUAGGAAAUAUGUUAUCCCGACAGACGCAAAUAUUCUGAUUUGUAUUCAAUGUUUGCAUUUAAAUCCCAAGUACUAUAAGGAUCCAGAACAAUUUAAUCCUGACAACUUCUUACCUAACGUGUGUCGCCGUCGUCAUCCUUUUGCGUACAUUCCUUUUAGUAGUGGCUCAAGGAACUGUGUUGGAAUGAAAUACGCAAUGCUUCAAAUGAAGACUGCGAUAUCUACUCUUUUGAUAAUCGAUCAACUAGAGAACAGCGAUAGUUACACGGCUGACCUCACAUGUUCAAAUGCAUUGCAUUCAAUAAAGGCUUAA